AUGCCAACAGUUAAAAGAGAGGAUAUUGUUUAUCGUGACAGAUAUGAGUUGAAGGAGGCCAUUUUGUUCAUGGUGGAGUUAACCGACGCCAUGUAUGAGCCAAGUGAAGAAUUGCAAGGUGAAGCCCCGUUGAGGGAGAUAUUAAAAGCCAUAAACGGUGUCAUGGCUGAUUUGGCUAUUAGUUUGCCUACAACUGGUAUUGGCUGUUAUUUCUUCAAUAGUAAGAACACCACAAAAGGUUGUAAAGAUGGUAUCUACCGGUAUUUUUCCAUGAAGCUGGUUAAUGUUCAAGUGAACAAGAAGAUCAAUGAUGAUCUUAGUGACACAGACCCAGAAAAUAAAGAGGGAGUGGAAUUGAAGGAAAAAUUCCCAAUGAUAAAUUAUUCUACACCUGCAGAGUUUGAGAAGAAUAGAACCAGUCUUAACAAUGUGUUGUAUCAAAUUAAAUCUGAAUUCAUCUUCAAGACAGAAAAUGCCAAAAGGUACAACUAUAAAAAGGUUUUUUUCAUCACCCACAAUGAUAAACCAUAUGAUACAACUCUGCCUGAUGCCGGCGAUGUUAAAAAAAGUAUCAAGGCCCUGCUUGAUGAUCUAUAUAAUGCGAAGAUCAACUUUGUGACAUUUUUAUUGAAUAAAAGCCACACUGAGACUUUUGAUAAAACCCAAUAUUCAGAGCUCAUCUAUUUAACCAGUGAUAAUUCAUCAGUCAAAUCUGAAGAUCAACUUCGUGAAGACGGUGAUUAUUACGGGAUUAAUGUGGAAGCAAUGUCAAUUAAAGAAAUUAAUCAAAGAAUCCACCGUCGUUCAGAAGUGAAAAGGGUCAAUUUCAAUUGCUUACUUGAGAUCGGUAAAGACCUCAUGAUAGAGGUCAAAGGCUACUCGCUAUUCAGUGAAGCAGAACCAAAGAAACCUAGUGUUGUCUAUAACAAAGCCGAAGUUCCUAAAACUGUGUUGAGGGCCAGUAAAUUCUUUACUGAAGGACUGGCGAAAGCCAUUUCAGAUUCCAAAGAAGACAUCAUCAGUGCUUAUCAAUUUGGUGAUGACCUAAUAUACUUGAAUAAGAAACAGAUCUCGCAAAUAAAGUGUUUGGAUCAAGAAAAUGGCGAAAUCCGCCAUGAGGGCAAAUUAAGCAUAAUCGGGUUCCGGAGAAUCUCAAAAACAUUGAAUUAUCAAUAUAACAUGGGAAAGUCUUCUUUUAUUCAUGUGGAAACGAAGGGGAAUUAUACCAACACUUUUAAAGUGUUUUCUUGUCUUUUCCAAAGCUGUUGUCAGAUGGACCGCGCUGCAAUUGUCUGGGGGGUCACCAGAAGAGAUUCUUAUCCAAAUUUGUACGCCUUGGUACCAAGCACAUACCAGGGCUUAUCUGAGGGUUUUGUGUCAAACAAACAUCUUCAAGGGUUUUUCCUUAUUCCUUUACCUUAUGAGGAUAGUAUUCGAGGUGUUCCCCCUUCUUUGAAACCGAUAGCUAUACCAGAUGUGUUAACAGAUAGUGCUACGAGAUGGUUGAAUAAAUUUAAAUUGAAGGAUGGAUACGUGCCUUCGAAUUACUCCAAUCCUUCAUUGCAAUGGCAUUACAAAGUAUUGAGAGAUGAAGCUUUAUUAGUUGACGUUCCCGAAUAUUUGGAUGAUAGGGUGGAAAAUUUCAAUGAGGAGCAAAUGAAGGAAUAUAUACGUUUUGAUAAAAAUUCAAUCAAGUUGGAAAAAUAUCACAACGCUUCUAUGAAACCUGAUAGAGCCGAGGCUAUUCAAGGUUUCAAGUCGAUAUUGGCAAAAAUUUCUGAUUAA
Molecule: messenger RNA, 1785 nt
Organism: Saccharomycopsis crataegensis
Lineage: Eukaryota; Fungi; Ascomycota; Saccharomycetes; Ascoideales; Saccharomycopsidaceae
Gene: YKU70
Product: ATP-dependent DNA helicase YKU70
Exons: 2
Coding region: 1-1785 (594 amino acids)
Biological process (GO): telomere maintenance; double-strand break repair via nonhomologous end joining
Cellular component (GO): nucleus; Ku70:Ku80 complex
Molecular function (GO): telomeric repeat DNA binding; damaged DNA binding; double-stranded DNA binding
Source: RefSeq, a predicted model, not a curated record